AUGCAAGCAACCUCUCCAUGUUCAAACCCUCUUUCAGCCAAUUUUUUCAGGCGUAGUGCACCGCACAAUUUGUUCUCUAGUCCCACCACCACUCGUAGGAGUCUAACCUAUGCAUCCAAAAGAGACUCGUUUGGGCACCAUUAUGAUGGGAAGAUGGUGGAUGAGAGCAUGAUCCUUCUUAGAAUGCGAAUUCGUGAGAUUGAGAUGGUGGAAAUGAAGGGUAAAGUUCCUUCGGAUUGGAGUGAAUGGGAGAAGAAGUAUUUUGAAAACUACGGUUUGGAUGUAUGUGAAGCAGUUGGAUUGUUGCAAAGAGUGUUGAUCAACACUAGACCUUCUUUCGCACUUGCCAUGUUAGCUUUGGUUAUGCUAACCACGUCCAUCUCAAUGUUGCAACUUGUCUUUCAUUUGGUAGGAUUUGCCAAGGGAAUCAUGUGA
Molecule: messenger RNA, 435 nt
Organism: Sphenostylis stenocarpa
Lineage: Eukaryota; Viridiplantae; Streptophyta; Magnoliopsida; Fabales; Fabaceae
Source: the annotation of a GenBank genome assembly